Messenger RNA from Amyelois transitella, 571 nucleotides. It is a transcript of the gene mRpS33, whose product is annotated as small ribosomal subunit protein mS33. NCBI's taxonomy places the organism in Eukaryota, Metazoa, Arthropoda, Insecta, Lepidoptera, Pyralidae. The record is from RefSeq and is a predicted model, not a curated record. The transcript has 2 exons. The coding region runs from base 135 to 479 and encodes 114 amino acids. Gene Ontology annotation, cellular component: mitochondrion.
CUGUUGGAGGCAGUAUCUCUAAUUCUCUAUCUAUAUUGUAGCCUGGAGGUUUGCAAUAAGUAUUUAGUUAUUUUAUUUGUAUUUUUAAACUAAUUUGUGUUAAUUUUUAUUCGGAUUUUUGUAGACUCAGAAAAAUGGCAACAAACUAUGCUAAAUACGCUCAGUUAAUAAAUGCGUCGACGAACUAUGCGCACCGCAUGAAGCGGCUCUCCAAUAGAAUAUUCGGGGAAGUGGCAAUUCCCACUAACUCCAAGUCAAUGAAGGUGGUCAAGAUGUUUUCGGAGCGGCCACUGCAUUCCAACGAGGAAAUCGUACACUAUUACCCGCGACACGUGGAGACGCACGCGCUGAUGCUGAAGCUGCGGGAGUACGGGCUGUUCCGCGACGAGCACCAGGACUUCAAGGAGGAGAUGAAGAGACUGCGGGAGCUGCGAGGGAAGGUCAAGGUGUGGCGGCGGACGCUCGAUAAAAAAGAAUAGUUGCUAUAUGUUUUAAUAGAUGUGUAAAUAUUACAGCAAUGUAUAUACCUAUAAAUAUUAGACCAAAUAAAUCCUUAGGUUUCUAUGCCGAA